AUGGCUACCGAAAAACUAUCGGGGAGUAUCCCCGUGACCGGAGUUUCCCAAGCGCCGCUGCCAGGAGCUCUAUCAGCGACCCCCGUUUUCCGAACACCGUUUGCCUGCGUCACAAUGAAUAUGACGGAUCGUUUGCGAUUCAUCAAUUUUCCCAAGGCUGACUUCGAGGCAAUCAGGGCUGCGUGCGAAGCUGCUUGGGACCGUGGAAUUCAAGAGGUGCGCCCUUACGACCAGGCCAUGGAAAUUAAACUCGCCGGCAAUCCAUGGAGGCUGUAUUAUACAGGCGACGACAAAGUGCGGCGGCUCAUGCGCUGUUUACUGGAGAACCUGUUCAAUCGUGGAUGGGUCCUUCAGGCGUCCGUGGAUUGUUGCAUGAAAACCUACGAUAAAGACUCUCUCAUCUUCCGUCACCAGUCGCCUCCCCCGCCUCCGCAUGAAUGGCUCGCAGUCUCAUUUGAGGGGAACGACCGCCUAUCAUUCUUGGAAACUCCCAACUCUGAUGUAAUCAAUGGUCUCGUACAAACUUAUGGUGAUUCAGUCCAGUGGCACGGAAUAACAGAGGGCCACUUUGAAAUAAAGUUUGGCGGGAUGCCAUGGCUCCCUUCCGGCACAGACACGGUCUCGACUCGAAUUCUGUUGCUCAACCUGCUCCAGGCUCUGGAAGGGUUCGGUUAUUCUUUGUAUGCUUCCAUUGCCAUGGAAGUCACAACGGACGGCAAAAAGGCCGAUGUGUUGUAUUUCACUCGUCAGGCCGACUGGGCGCCUGGUCUGCCGGUCUGGCAUCGUUGA
Messenger RNA from Scedosporium apiospermum, 789 nucleotides. RefSeq lists its product as uncharacterized. The record is from RefSeq and is a predicted model, not a curated record. NCBI's taxonomy places the organism in Eukaryota, Fungi, Ascomycota, Sordariomycetes, Microascales, Microascaceae. Bases 1 to 789 code for a protein of 262 amino acids. The transcript is spliced from 2 exons.